UUGAAUUCGAACUUCUGCUGUUUCUUGACGCAAACAAAACUGAUCCGAAAUGAGCCCAAUCGCGAUAGACGGAUCCUCUCCUGCGUCCAACAAGACCAAAGAUGGCCAAGCUCUCGAGGAGCUAUCAGAUGCAAUCAAUGAAGUCAACGUCUUCAAAGCCGACAUGGCCAAGGAGAAGGGCCUUUACGACGACUCUGAAUUCGAUAAGGAUAAGGACAAGACCAAGUUCCGUCAGUACGAAACUGCCUGCGACAGGGUCAAAAACUUCUACAAAGAGCAGCACACCAAACAGACAGUAGCCUACAACCUGAAGGCACGCAAUAACUUUUACUCCAAGACGCGUGCGGAGAUGACGGUAUGGGAGGCCAUAGAGAAGCUCAACACUCUCAUUGACGAGUCGGAUCCGGACACCAGCCUAUCGCAGAUCGAGCACCUACUGCAAUCCGCAGAGGCAAUCCGACGCGACGGCAAGCCUAGGUGGAUGCAGCUGAUCGGGUUGAUUCACGACCUGGGCAAGCUUCUUUACUUCUUCGACGCGCAGGGCCAAUGGGACGUGGUCGGGGAUACAUUCCCUGUUGGAUGUGCCUUUGACGGCCGGAUCAUCUACGGCAGUGAGUCUUUCAAGGAUAACGAAGACUAUGGACAUGAGAUCUACGGCACCAAAUUCGGUAUCUACAGUCCGGGCUGUGGAUUGGACAACGUCAUGUUGUCCUGGGGCCAUGACGAAUAUCUCUACCACGUCGUCAAGGACCAGUCCACGCUACCUGCCGAGGCGCUUGCUAUGAUCCGCUACCACUCCUUCUAUCCCUGGCAUUCUGCCGGAGCUUAUCACGAAUUGAUGAACGACCAUGACAAGGGGAUGCUCAAGGCGGUUAAGGCGUUUAAUCCGUACGACCUGUAUAGUAAGAGUGAUGGAAUUCCCAGUGCAGAGGAGCUUAAGCCCUACUACCUUGAACUGAUUGACGAGUUUUUCCCGAACAAGGUUGUAAAAUGGUGAACUGAUAGCAUGGGUUUGGUUUCUGUUCAAAUAUUACAAGCUUUUUCGUUUUUGUACAUGAUCAUUUUGGCAGCAAUUGACCUAGGGGUAGCGGUACCUUAAUGAUUGAUGUCCAGAUUGAUACAUUGACAAUAUUCCAGCCCUGACAUUUUCAACCUCGCCCACUGCAACAGUAAUAACAUCCACCGUGUCGAUCCGCAGAAAAGAACAGGAGCAUAUUAGAUUUCUCAUAAUACUUUGCAGUCUUAUGCGUCGAACUGUCAUAUCUUACUUGUAAA
Messenger RNA from Monascus purpureus, 1275 nucleotides. The record is from the annotation of a GenBank genome assembly. Lineage: Eukaryota; Fungi; Ascomycota; Eurotiomycetes; Eurotiales; Aspergillaceae.